GUCGAAGAAGUUGAGGAAAAGUUGGAUUUGUGUGACAGAGCAGACGCACAGAAAAUAAAGGCUUUUGAUUUGGUUUAAUGUACUCACUUCAUAAAGUUACGUAUUGAGGCAUGUCGUCCAACAUAAAAAUCCCAAAAGACUCCUCCAACCCCGGCUCGGAAAGCAAAAUCAGUCAGACUCUCAAAAACGUCUUCGGAUUCGACUCAUUUCGGACUUCCCUGCAAGAAAACGCCACCAGAGCGGUGGUACAAGGUGAAAAGGAUGUGUUUGUGUGCAUGCCCACUGGUGCUGGGAAAUCACUCUGUUACCAGCUGCCUGCUGUCCUGGCUAAGGGAGUCACCAUCGUUGUGUCCCCACUCAUUGCACUUAUUCAGGACCAGGUGGAUCACCUUCUUGCUAUGAAGGUGAAGGCCUGCUCUCUGAACUCCACGCUUCAAGCACAGGAGCGGCGGAAGAUUGAAGCAGACCUACAGAGUGAGAGCCCCUGUAUCAAGCUGCUCUACAUCACCCCAGAGAUGGCAGCGUCCCAUUCCUUUCAGCCCUUGCUGUCCUUGCUGCUGUCCCGUGGGCUGCUGUCCUACCUCGUUGUGGAUGAGGCACAUUGCGUCUCCCAGUGGGGACACGACUUUCGGCCUGACUACCUGAAGCUGGGCUUUCUGCGGGACCGUAUUCCAGGAACCCCCUGUGUGGCACUGACCGCCACGGCCACAAAGAAGGUCCAGGAUGACAUUGCAAACUCCUUGCACCUGCGCCAGCCCCUUGCCAACUUCAAAACACCUUGCUUCAGGUCGAACCUCUUUUACGAUGUGAUCUUCAGGAAUCUGCUGCCCGACCCCUACUCAGACCUCAAGGAGUUCUGUCUGCAAGCGCUGGGAGAAAAGAACACAGAUGGGGGAUUCUCUGGUUGUGGGAUCAUUUACUGUCGGACCAGAGACAGCUGUGGAGAGGUGGCAAAUAAGCUGACCCAGAGAGGGAUCUUAUCCAAGGCUUACCAUGCAGGCCUGAAGGCAGGUGACCGGGCGACAGUGCAGAACAAGUGGAUGGAGGGCAAGGUGCCGGUCAUUGUGGCCACCAUCAGCUUCGGAAUGGGAGUGGACAAGGCCAACGUCAGGUUUGUGGCUCAUUGGAACAUUGCCAAGUCCAUGGCAGGGUAUUACCAGGAGUCCGGGCGAGCAGGCAGAGAUGGAGCACCCUCUUGCUGCAGGCUGUAUUACUCUAGGGCAGACCAGGACCAGCUCAGGUUCCUCAUCACAAAGGAGAUUUCCACGAGCCAGGCAAAACGUGGCACUGUGAAGGAUUCUGAUAAGGCGACCAUGGCUGGUUUUGAAGCCCUAGUGGCCUUCUGUGAGCAAGAUGGCUGUCGACACGCUGCAAUCGCGCAGUAUUUUGGGGAUGAGAAACCACACUGCAACAAGUCCUGUGAUUUCUGCAAGAACCCUGCGGCAGUCAGGAACCAGCUGGAGUUGUCUCGGUGUCUGGGGUCAGAUGGAAGGACCCACAUCGGGCCGGCUGCUCCAUCGACCGGGCCCUUUGGCUAUGACCGGGAGCUGUACGCUGGGGGCCGCCGUGGCUAUGGCUUUGAAAGGUAUGACAUAUCUGAGGAGGAUUAUGAAGAGGACCCAGAACAUCGGAAGCAGGAAUGGAACAGUUUUUUCCAGAAGCAGAUGAGUAUACGCAAGAAUAAGGAGACACCAAAGGAAGACUUUGUCCCCCCCGACCUGUGGUCUCCUCUAAGAGAGGCUGCAAGCCAGAAGAUUCCCCGGCUGUCUGUGAAGGCUCGGGAGCAUUGCCUGCGCAUGCUGGAGGAAGCCCUGAGCAGCCAGCAGGGGGCAGUCUCCACGGGGAGCAGCCCUGACCCCCAUUCCCGUGCUGUUGAGAUGGAGUAUGAAGCCUUCAAAGGAUGCAAGUCAUCCAACCUGUAUAAGGCAGCAGUGCUUAGGAAGGUGUCAGAGAUAAAGAAGGGGAAGGCAGAUGGACAUGUGCCCCCAACCUCCAGCACUGGGCCCAGCGGUGCAGAGAGUCCCCCUGAGAGUGACGAAGCGAAGCCUGGAGCCUCCACUGAGGGCUUUGUGUCUGCCACUCAGAUCUACUCUUUGAAGUCGAAGCGGGUGGGCGCUGGGUUCAGAGGCUCGUCUAACACGUUCCAGUCUGCUGCUGAGCUUCUGCGUGCCUCUAGGAGCCCUGAGGAGGCUGGCAGCUCAAGGACCGAGACUACGGAGGAACACCCUUUCACAGGAGGGUCGAAUCGGGCAGGAGGUGAUGAAAACCUCACCACAGACAAGGAGAGAAGCCAGCAGCUGCCCAGUGCCUCCAAGAAGAACUCACUGUGGAACAGCCCAACCAAAAAUAUCAAACGCUCCAAGAAACUGCUGCAGCUGGCCGAGUCGGCCAUGAAGGACUCCCAGAGCAUCACCAAGUUCUUCACCAAGAAGGAGGAGAGUAUUGGUGAUUCGACCGAUCUGCCUCAGACUCUGGCUCUGACUCCUGGGCCUCUAAAGACCCACAGAACUUCUGAAAUGCAGGAUAGGGUCUUAUGUUUAAAAACAACCCCAUGUGUGGAUGGUGCCUUGGAAACAAACCAGAAUCAAGAAUUCCCCUCUGUAGAAGAAGAAACGCAAUUAUUAACAGCCGUUGAUGGUGUCAGUUGUCAGAAAACCACUGCAAAAGAGAGGACAAGCAUUCUGCCUGAGAAGGAGCUGGAAGAUGAUAGAAACCCUGUCUCCAAUACUUGGAAGAGACCUCUCGCAGAGGAGGGACCCCAGGGCUCUCAAGCCCCACCCCCCAAGCGGCAGCAUCCUGGCAUUGCGCCCCCCAUAUUGUGUCAAGCCGAGGGCAAGGGUACCCUGGUGAAGAAGAAGGUCAGUUUUCACCCCACCCUGGCGGAGGAGGAGCUGGAAGAAGGGGAUCCCCGAGUAGCACAACCGCCUGCAGGGAAGGCAGCAGUGUCUCUCAAGGAGGCAGCUGACAUUGUUGUGAAGUACUUGACACCAUUCUACAAGAAUGGCAGGUUUGCUUCCAAGGAGCUGUUUAAAGCUUUUGCAAAAUUCUUGUCUCACCGGCUGACUGAAGGAAAGACACCCCAUAGAAAAAAUGUGAAGGGAGCAGCCCAGCGGCUGAUCAAAAGCUUCUUCAAGGAUCGUCCGCAGAUUGAGAGCGAGGAGGACUGGAGACACCUGCAGAGCAAUGAGGGCCCGGAGACCCAGGGCACCAAACCAACACUGCUCCCUCAUACCAGGGAGGACACAGGCUAAACUUCUCCAAGGUGCCUUAGGCUCAAAACUGAGAAGCACUUGAAAAAUCUUUUGGGGUUGUAUAUCAAGAACUCUCAGUGCAUGUUCUUCCUUUGAUGCUGCUAAAUCAAAAAAUAGGCUUAAUCUCUUACAGCCCUGCACAGUUGCGCAUGUCAAAAAACAUAUUUGCAGGCUGCUUUGUGAGCUCCAGGGGUUACCAACCUGUCUGAAAUCUGUCUGGCAACAUAGGAUAUGAGCAGGGACAGCAAAGGGUUAACUAACUGCAGCAUAAUGGCUCUCGGUACAGGACAGUCCAACAGGGAAAUGUUUUAAUUUGAAAUGUUUCAUUAUUUGUUAAUUUAUUUUAAUUCAGCACAGAUAUAUGUUUUCCUUCUUUUUCUGCUUCAUCCUACAAACCACACUGGAAACAGAGUAUUAUCUGCUCUCUCCAUUUUCUUUUAAAGACCUCCCUUUAUCUGUGAAAAAUGGUUUAGAUACAGAAGCAAUUGCACAGAGGUUUUCAAGUGUCCUCCAAGAACCAUGGGGAAUGGUUUGGAGAAGUUACUUAAUCUGUUAGUUGCAAGUUACUUGAACAACAUUGUAACUAGCUACAGUAAUUUAUCAGCUAUAGUUGUGAGACCACCAAAAUCACACUAUGGACAGGGAUAGGAUCCCUCAGUGCAAUCUGCUUGGUCUGCAUAAUCCCAUCGCACUGACUAUAAAUGUGAUAAGCGGUGAAAAGGGAGCUCUUUGACACAGAUGUGUCCUGGAUAUUUCAAUUUAACUCUCUUUAUUAACGCUUGCAUACAGUUUUGUAUGGUACUAGAAAUAUCCUUUAGUUUUUUUUUUUUUACUUGGUAUACAUGCAACAGGGUUGAUGGUUGUUUUGUAACCAAACAACUGUAGAUUCCUUUUCAAUUUUUCAAAACAAGGCUUUAAACGCAGUUUAUUUCCUCUUACCUGUUUUAAAUGAAAAAGAAAAUCCUUUGAUUACACUAUGUAACACAAUUUUUGUUCCUGGGUAGUAAGUGUUA
Molecule: messenger RNA, 4264 nt
Organism: Polyodon spathula (Mississippi paddlefish)
Lineage: Eukaryota; Metazoa; Chordata; Actinopteri; Acipenseriformes; Polyodontidae
Gene: recql5
Product: RecQ helicase-like 5
Exons: 20
Coding region: 111-3251 (1046 amino acids)
Biological process (GO): double-strand break repair via homologous recombination
Cellular component (GO): cytoplasm; chromosome
Molecular function (GO): ATP binding; four-way junction helicase activity; 3'-5' DNA helicase activity
Source: RefSeq, a predicted model, not a curated record